This is a messenger RNA of Pelagomonas calceolata, 2415 nucleotides long. The record is from the annotation of a GenBank genome assembly. NCBI's taxonomy places the organism in Eukaryota, Pelagophyceae, Pelagomonadales, Pelagomonadaceae.
GGCGCAGCGGCAGCCUCAGGUUGGGCCUGAGCCAGAGCCUGAGCCUAUCAUGGGCCUCAGUAGCCUGAGCCUGAGGCGGCUAGCGGCCGCGGCCCGGGCCUGACUAGUAGCCCCGGGCCGCCAGUGACUCGGAGUCCCGGCUCGGGCGCGAGUUGCCUGAGAAACCAAGUUGCGGCAACUUGAAUUGUUAGCCGGGGUCGUGGGGGCGGCCGGGCCCUAUAGUAGUACAGGCUCGUAGGCUGGGUUACCGCAGUAUAUCAUGUACAAGUGACUUCAUAGAUAUAUGCGUCUGUAACGGCGUAAGUGCAAAACGACUACAUGAUCCAAGUUAUUGAUCAAGACUUAAUUUCAUCAGCCCUCCAAGAGGGCACACAACUAGUAACGUCAGAUGGCUCGGGGAUUAACGGUGACACUCUUGCUGAUAUAGCGGCGAAGGCAACCGAGUUACGACUAUCGUUUAAGAACGUACUAGAAAUCGAUAAUUUGCAAGGUUUCCACGCUCUAAGGACUUUGUGCUUAGAUAAUAACAUCAUUAAGUGCAUGAAAAAUUUAGAUCAUUUGGUGAACUUGACCUGGCUUGAUCUUUCAUUUAAUCGCAUCUCAAAAGUGACAGGCUUGGACAGGCUGGAGAAGCUAACAGAUCUAUCAUUAUUCAAUAACAUGAUAUCUGAGGUCAACGGUCUCGGUCGGUGUAAAAACCUGCACUGCUUAUCUCUGGGCAACAACAACAUCUCCGCUCUUAAAGAUAUUGUUGAAUUGAGAUGCUUUCAAAACUUAAGGCUACUUAACUUGGAAGGCAAUCCUGUAUCAAAAGAGUCCUCGUAUCGCAUGUGCAUACUGGCUUAUUUCAGUGAGCUCGCAUAUCUUGAUUACUCCAUGGUGACUAGAGCGGAGGUUGUAACGGCACGAGAACAAUAUCAGGACGAGCUUCUGGAUGUGGAAGAGAAGGAAAAUCUCCAAGAAGAAAAAAACAGCAGCGAACUCGCCGCUAUCAGGCAUACACAAAAGCUGGCGGAUGCUAAUCUGACCGUAGUGCAGAUUAUAUUUGAUGAUAUGUUUGCUGAUGAUAUCGAGAUCUUAAAAUUGAAGCAUUUUCCCGGGGUAAGCAGUAUUAUGAAUUCGUUUCAAAGCGAAGUAGAAUCCGCCUCGGAUGUGUUUCAACGGGAAGGGUUGGCAAGAUAUCAACUAAAGAAAAGAGAAGAAAAGCAAUUCGAAUUCGCACUGCGUCAGUUACGAGCGAAAUAUGCCAACGAGUCUAUUGAUCUGGUGACAAAGUUUGGACGUAUUAAAAAGAAAACUCUAAAGAGUCUGGCUCUUAAGCAGAAUAUUGAAUCAUAUGAUCUUGACCCACUCCGGGUAGCUCUCAGGAAAUUGAUUAGUUUGUUAAAGGACCUUGAAAUGAGGCAAGUUGAACAAUGCGAAGAACUAAUAGGCGAGUUCGAAACAAAAUAUUUUGAGGUCAAACAGUCUUGUCUGGAGGGUCAACAAGCUUACUUUAGACGCCUCGAAGAUCACGAAACCAAUUUCAUUCGUAUGCUCUCGCUUUUGGUUGGUGAGCUUUUGGACCAAGCAGCCAAGGACAAGUUACCAGAUGACUUGCCAUCUGAGAUAAGCUCCUUACUGACAGACAGAGAUUCGUGCAUGAAUGCAAUCACUGGCUCCCAUGACAUUCACGUAGGAAAGUUAUAUCGUCGGGAGGACGAAGCAAAACAUAACGAAGGAUUAUUGUUUAAAGGAACUCUACGGUAUUAUCGUGAUGAGGAACAUUUAAGGAGCAGAUGUCGAAUUUCUGAACUCAACGAUUUUGAAGGAGCUUGCUUGAAUGAAUUCAGCAGGUUGACGAGCGAUAGGGACAGUGAUGAAAAGGCAGAAUGAAUUACACUGCCGUGUGCUUGCUACCAAUGUAAUUGAGUUCUUCGGGCUCAGGCUAGUAAUUGAGUUCUCCCGGACCGCCCGUCAAGGCCGCGGGCGCGGCAGACGGCCGUGGGCGCGGCAGACCGCCGCGGACAGGGCCCCGUGGUCAAGGUUAAAACUCGUGGCCGACUGGGAUAGGAUGUGGGGCGGACGCAGCAGUCGCAGUUGAAAUUGAAUCUGCGAUCGCAGACAGCGGGCGGUGGGCCGGUCGCGAGCGGCGGACGCUAUUUCGCGGUCAGGUCGCGGGCGGGACCGAACGGCCGUGGACCUGACAGCCCGGCCAGGGAGCCGGUGGGGCACGUGGUGUACCCGUCUCGCGGUCAAGGUACGGACUCGGUGCGGUCUUUCUGCGAACGGACGCGGCGCAGGGAAGUCGGAGGUCUCACAGGCCCCGUACUAGUCACGGCAGACCAGUAGUAGUGGCCACUUCUAGUGGCCACUAGGAGUGCUACUAGUAGUCCAAGUUUGUCGUUGCGGAUAUAUCAGUAAAUAAGUGAAUAC